Molecule: messenger RNA, 2803 nt
Organism: Blastomyces dermatitidis ER-3
Lineage: Eukaryota; Fungi; Ascomycota; Eurotiomycetes; Onygenales; Ajellomycetaceae
Exons: 6
Coding region: 484-2697 (737 amino acids)
Source: RefSeq, a predicted model, not a curated record
UACUUAUCUGGCGUGCAAAUGGCCGAAAGCGGCCUUCCCGCACGGUCGCUUAUGGCCGUUCCCUCGCCGGAAUUGCCUCCACGCACCACGCAUCUGUACCGCCCACGCACCUUCACCCCUGUUGCGCCAAGCACCAUUCCAACUUUUUUCCUGUCUGAUCGUAACGCUUCUCCCUUCAUGUCGCAAGUUCAAUCGCCCGUAUGGUGGUUCCAUCACAACUCUUUAGAACAGGACGAAAAUGGCCUUCCCUUUGCUCGCCCAGGUCCAAAUUGAGGGUGGGCAAUCGCCCAUCCCUCUCUCCUUCUGUGAAAGAGGUCACCAGCUGCAGUCUUUCCUCCAACUCUGAUAUUCACUACUCUCUAGCUCUGCCUCUAUACACCAUUUUCUAUCAGACUGCUUUAGUUUGUCUAUCUCUGUUGCUUCGCUCGAUACUUUACUUUUCUUCCUGUCUUCGUUGUCCUUCUCAGUCCCCGGAAGAGAAGUAUGAUCCGUAGAGGUGAAGAUGAUCCCCGCCUGUCAGAUAGCGAUCCAGAUAGCGGCUACAACAGUGGCUGCUUCUCGGAUGCUGAGGACUCCCAGACGGACUGCUCGUCUGUCUCGGGCUGCGAUGAAGAUACCAAGGCUGGUGCCGACAGCGACAUAAGCGACGACGAGAACAGUGACGACGACGGAGAGUGGCUGCAGAAUCAAGAGGAAGAACAUCCGCCCGAAUAUUAUCUGCAGCUGGCAGCAAGCCUCGAUACAUCCAAGCUUCGACAACUGCGUUACAGUCCAAACACACAGGCGAGACUUGACUGGGUCGAAGAGCACUGGAAAGAACACUGCAGCUAUGUCGGCUGGGACGUCACCGAGGCCUAUCAUGACAUUACCAUUCGGACCCUCUACUCGUUUCUCUCCUGGGUCUGUGACCGACGUUUUGGGAAGAACGGAAGACGAAGGGGGAUCAAGCGCCUCAGCUCCCUGCAGACUUUCUGGAAAUGGUUCCAGAUGGUGUACAAAAUCGGGGCCGGCAAGAGCAUCGACCAGGAGAUCAUCACCAAAUCCCAGGAUCUCCUCAGGUUGAUCGCAAAAGAAAAAGGCCUCAGCGAGGAGGCAAUAGAGAAGGGAACAAUGUAUGUAGAGGAUCUGGCGGAGUUUUGCCGGGUACUCCUCGCAACAACCGAGAUGCUGUUCCUCGUUGGGUAUCUGCGUAUCCAGUUGAUCCUAUUCUGCCACUUCGCCGGGUACACGUCGAAUCGACCGUCCGCGAUGCUGGACAUCCGUUUGGGGGAUCUGGAGCUAACUCUGGUGAGAGACGCCGUGUUUGGACGGCCCCGCCUGGUGGUCAAGGUCACCUUCGACUAUACGAAGAGAUUUUUGGGCAAGAAAGCAAGCGACACCUUCCCUCUUCCAGAGAUCAUCUACGAUCCAUCGCUGAUACUCAGCCCCCACGUCUUCCUCCUCGGUAUGCUGUUUCACUUCAAAGCAUUCAAAGACCCCAAUAUCACCUCACCUGAGAGCCUGUAUAGAUUGGAUGUUCUUAAAGGGCUAAAUCAGCAAAAGCUGCUCUUGCGGGAGGACCUGAGAGAUAAGUUCCUGUUCUGCGAGGCUAUCCGUGAUGGGGAGACCGUCAAGCUACUCCAGGCGGUGCGGCUCUCGCCCAGGAAGGUGAGCUAUCGAAUGAAGAAGGGCGGUGAGCUGACGGGGUUUGAGCAAACGGUCAAGCCAUAUGUAUUGCGCAAUGGUGCCGCAAACAAAUUGAAUGAAAAUCCGGACGUGAGCGAUUCAAUGCAGAACCAGAUUCUGAAACACUCCAACAUCAGCACCUACGUAAAACACUAUCAGAAUCGUAACAUAACCGUAAACACCUACCGGAAUUACCGUGGACUCGACCCAAAAGCAGAUGACUACCUCAAUCUAAACUCAAUGAGCUUAUCCAUUGACCCACGUCGACCCUGGAAGCUCACAGCCCAAGAGUCCCGAUCACUCAAGCGGAGGCGCGACGCCACGGCUCCUGGAAAGAAGCGUGAUGCGUUGGAAGACCGGUGCAGAGAAGCCCAGAGGCGCCUGAACAAUGACAAGCAGCACGCAAGGGUGAAGCUGAAGAGGGAGAAACUGCAGAGAUACAAUGAAGAACAACCGGUCAUUGACAGUAGACGCCAGCUUGAGGGCCAGAUAGUCGACGAAGCGAUGAAGAGUGUGCUGGAGCGGACGGAAUAUAUGAUGCCAGAGAUGAUAGUUCUCAUCGAUGCCCUCCUAACGCUCCCGAGGGACUCUUGGGAUGCAGAGCAGCAGAGGCGAAUCAACGCGAUCAAUGCAAUCACAUCAUACUGCGGGGUCCAGGAGGGCUCCCUGCGCCAGUACCGAAGCCCGGACGUCAAAAUGACUCAAGACAGAGAGGAUGCACAACCGUCGGUAAAUAAGCCACCAGUACCCGAGGAAGUUAUUCGCUUGACUAUCAUCAAGUGCAGUGAAGCCAAGCGACCAACGAUGUGUUUCCUCUGUCUUCAGAACGAGAAGUUGAAGCACCAGGAACGUAUACACUCCUACCAUGCGGGCAGUAUAACCAAACACUUUGAGCGAAAGCACCUGAAGGAUUUUAAGAAGCUCGAUUGUAAGACCUGUAAAGUAACGCUUGACACCCUGAAGGACCUCCUGAUCCAUGCAGAGCAAAAGCACGGAACCGUCACUCGAAAUCCGAGGUAUCUAAGUCUCUGAUGCUCGCGGGGGCCAGGGGCUAGGCUUCCCAGGCUGUUUGAUCUCGACUGUGUUGCUGUUGUGUUUGGUUGAGCUGGAUUCUCGACCAAAGUAUGCUAUUUAUCGC